AUCUGCGGCGCGGCUCGUGCGCAACGCAAACACUCAGCCAGACGUGAUGCUUCUGUUUAAAUAGUGCAGCUGGAUGCCGAGGGUCGCAGAGACACAUCUGAGACAGCAUGGACAGAAACGGGGGCGAGCACGAGAACGUGGAAGUGCUCGCGGUGAAAGGAGAUCUCCAGCACAGGGUGUUUGUUAACAAGAGUGUGACUCUGGAGAAAAUAAAGUGCUAUGGCUUCGACAUGGACUACACUCUCGCUGUAUACAAAUCUCCUGAAUAUGAAGGACUGUGUUUUGAGUUGCUGAGAGACAGACUGGUGUCCAUCGGAUAUCCGCACGAGCUGCUGCGCUACGUGUACGACCCUUCCUUCCCCACACGAGGUCUGGUGUAUGACUCGACCUAUGGGAAUCUGCUAAAAGUGGACUCGCACGGAAAUGUCCUGGUGUGCACUCACGGCUUUGUUUACAUGAGAGGAGUGGAGAUUCAGGAGUACUACCCCAAUGGAUUCAUCCAGAGAGAUGACACAGCGCGAUUCUACAUCCUCAACACACUCUUUAACCUCUCAGAGACUUACCUGUACGCAUGCCUCGUGGACUUCUUCACCAACACCUCCAGAUACCAGAACUGCCUUAAGGGAUUUAAGCACGGUGACCUUUUCAUGUCGUUCAAAAGCAUGUUUCAGGACGUGCGAGACGCAAUGAAUUACAUCCACGACACGGGAUCUCUGAAGGAGAGAACGCUGCAGGAUCUGGAAAAAUAUGUGUUCAGGGAUCCUCGAAUUCCUGUACUGCUAACCCGUAUAAAGGAGGUUGCAAAGGUGUUCCUGGCCACCAACAGUGACUACAGCUACACUGAGGCCAUCAUGAGGUAUUUGUUAGAUUUUCCACAUGGCUCGAAGUAUCCGGAAAAGUCAUGGCGGAUGUUUUUUGACCUGGUGGUGGUGGACACAAGGAAGCCGCUGUUUUUUGCCGGGGGGACGGUGCUGAGACAGGUGGACACGAACACGGGGAAGUUGAAGAUAGGAACAUACACAGGACACCUGCAGCAUGGCACUGUCUACUCUGGAGGUUCCUCAGAUAUCAUCUGUGACUUGCUAGACGUGAAGGGGAAAGAGAUCCUGUAUGUAGGAGAUCACAUAUUCGGAGACAUUCUGAAGUCUAAGAAACGUCAGGGAUGGAAAACCUUCCUGGUGGUGCCUGAGCUGACCAAGGAGCUGCAGGUGUGGACCGACAAACACGGAAUGUUUGAGGAGCUGAGGCAGCUCGAUAUUUACCUCGCUGAGCUUCAUAAGGAUUCAGACUUCGGAAAUGGAUCGGAUGCUAAUCUCAUCCAGAGUAAGAUAAAGACGGUGACGUACGGGAUGGAGCAUUGUUAUGGAAAGAUGGGAAGUCUGUUACGCAGCGGCUCCACAAAAACCCUAUUUGCCAGCCAGCUGCUGCGAUACGCCGAUCUCUACGCUGCGUCCUGCCUCAACCUGUUGCACUACCCCCUCAUCUACCUGUUUAGAGCGCCCUUCGUCCUGAUGCCACAUGAGUCGGCUGUGGACCCUCACACCAAAGACAUAUCCGGCCCGGAUCUCUCAACCAUCCUCCGAAACACAUCCAUCAAGCGGCGGUGUCAGUGUGAUGGUGAUAACUGUGGGCUGGAGAACUGUACAGAACAGGAGAACGCAGCCGUAACCACGGAGACGUGAGCGGCGCUGCUUUUGUUUUUACUUUAAUUAUUUCACUGUUUAACUCAAAGAACCAACACAAUAAACUGCACUUUUCCAACUAGGAACAGAAAAAUGUUACUUUUGCUAAUUACGCCUAUUAGGCACGAACCUCUCAGCAUCUGUAACUCACCACUCUGGGAUGUUAUUAAUGACGAGCUGCAUUGUUGAAUGAAUUAAUCCCUGGAGCUCUUAAAUUCUGUUUGAAUGAGAAGAUUUUAACCCUUUGGUGAUCAAAGUAACAUUUAAAAUGCCACAUGAUGGAAGGUUCGGAUUAUUUUCCUAUAACAGCUCGACCAAGAUUGACUUAAAACGAAUGAUUAACAAUUUUCUUUUAAUUAUUAUAAAAAUUGUUUUUUUUUUUUUUGUUUGUUUAUUUUUUUAAAAAGAGAAUGUUGCAUUUAAUGUUAUGGAACGUUCUUAAGACGAGUCCUGAUCUCGAAGCUAGAUCUAGUUUUUUCCUCACAGCCUUUCUAUUUUUGUCUCUCUUGCAGUUCAUAAAAAAUAAAUAAAUUAAUAAAAAAAAUAAAAAAG
This is a messenger RNA of Tachysurus vachellii, 2234 nucleotides long. RefSeq names its product 5'-nucleotidase, cytosolic II, like 1 (gene nt5c2l1). The record is from RefSeq and is a predicted model, not a curated record. NCBI's taxonomy places the organism in Eukaryota, Metazoa, Chordata, Actinopteri, Siluriformes, Bagridae. Gene Ontology annotation, molecular function: 5'-nucleotidase activity.